UGUUUUUGCAGUUUUUCACAGUCUCACAGUUACAACCUUUGCAGAAUCCCCAUGGCCGUGUGAUCAAAAUUCAGAUCCUUGGCAUCUGGUAAAUAGUUAUAUUUGUUGCUGUCUUCCAGGAUCAUGUGAUCACUGUUUGUGAUCUUCUGACAAGCAAAGUCAAUGGGGAAACCAGAUUCACUUAACAGUUGGGUUACAAAUGUUACGAUGUCAGUGAUUCACUUAACAAUUGUAGCAAGAAAUGUCGUUAAAUGGGGCAAAACUCACUUAGCAAAUGUCUCACUUAACAACAGAAAUGUUGGGCUCAGUUGUGGUAAACUGAGGACUACUUGUAAUUUGUAAGUGUGGGCCUUUUUACAUUUUAUAAGUCUACUUUUAUUUGUUUAUUACUCUUCUUGGCUGCCUCAAGUGCUAUUCUCUGCAAAAACAGUGAAAUGUAAAUUAAAGAAACAAUGUUGAUCUACCAACAGCUAUUCUUUUCAGAUUCAUCAUGAUACUAAAGUGAUUUCAUGAUGAAAUUCGGAGGCAAACUCAAUCGCAAAGAAAACUUUGGAUUGGGGCUAAAAUGUUUGAAGGUGUCAGGAAAUCGUUGUUGUUAGUUACGAAGUCGUGUCCCACCCAUUGCGACCCCAUGGACAACAUUCCUCCAGGCCUUCCUGUCCUCUAUCAUCCUCUGGAGUCCAUUUAAGCUCACGCUUAUUGCUUCAGUGACUCCAUCCAGCCACCUUAUUCUCUGUUGGCCCCUUCUUCUUUUGCCCUCAAUCGUUCCCAGCAUUAGGCUCUUCUCCAUUGAGUCCUUCUUUCUCGCGUAGCGCGUGCACUUCCAAACCAGUAAGGAAGGUAAGUAGAUUUCACCCCUGGUUCAAAGGCCUCAAUUCUUUGGCUCUCAGCCUUUCUUAUGGUCAGUGGUGGGAUUCAGCCAGUUCGUACCACUUCGGGAGAACCGGUUGUUAGCUGUCUGAGCAAAUUGGCAAACUGGUUGUUGGAAGAAAUCAUUAGGGCAGAGAACCGGUUGUUAAAUUACUUGAAUCCCACUACUGCUUAUGGUCCAACUUUCACAGCCAUAUAUUGCAACUGAGAAAACCAUAGGCUUGAUUAUACACACUUUUCUUGGCAGGGUGAUGUCUCAGCUUUUUAGUAUGUAUUUAGUAAGUCAGGAAAUAAAAGAAGAUAUUUAAAUCCAGGGAGACCAUUUUUUCAUUUAAAACGACAGCAUUGCCAAUUGCCUAAGCAAAUCUGUUUGCAAUUUACCACUGAUUGAAUAUGAGAAAUUCUACAUACCUUGUCAAUGUCUUUAAUUUUUCACCUUUAUUAUUAACGUUAUGAGUUUGGAUACUUACUUCAGUUAACAAAAAUCCAAACUCUGGCUCUGUCAAUGUCAGGAUGAGAAGAGGAAUGCCUUUCUCGUGAUUAGCUUCUCCAGCCAGCCAGUAGGUGGGUGUGUUUCACAGAAGAAAGCAGUAGUCAGCCUCCUUCAGUCCCUAAUUAGCUCAGCCAACAACAAAGUUAAGUGAGCCAGGGAGGGAGACCCCCUAAAGGGACUUUUGAAUCUGGCCAAUGUCUGAUUGGCAGAUGUUGAAAGGGAUUCGUUGGUAAUCCAGUUCAUCAAUGAGCUGCAUAAAUUCAAGACAGGACUGGAAGAAUUCCGGCAUGUGGACACUUGGCGGGGGCAGUCUGGUAAAAGGCAGCUCAAGAUGGACAGAACUUUGGAAUCUCUACAGCACAUCAUUUCUCAAGUCCUGCCUCACAGAGACCCUACAUUAGCAUUUAAAGACUUGAACGUUGUGGCAAUGCUUCAGGAAUUCUGGGAGAACAAACAGAAACAGAAAGGUGUAUUUUCAAGUGAAGGCACUGUGGUAUACGAGUCACUAAACUUGCCUGGGCCUCCAUUUGUAAGUUAUGUCACCCUGCCUGGAGGAAGCUGUUUUGGUAACUUUCAGUGUUCCCUGAGUAGGGCAGAAGCACGGCGAGAUGCUGCAAAAGUGGCUCUUAUCAAUUCUCUGUUCAAUGAGUUGCCUUGUCGCAGGAUCACAAAGGAAUUCAUUGUGGAGAGUGUCCAGGAAGCUGUGUCUUCCACCAGUGGUACUUUAAAUGAUGCAGAUGAUCCAAGCACAAGUAUUGGAGCAUAUCACUAUAUGCUAGAAUCAAACAUGGGGAAAACAAUGCUAGAAUUUCAGGAGCUUAUGAUCGUGUUUCAACUUCUGCACUGGAAUGGAAGCCUUAAGGCCCUGCGUGAAACUAAGUGUUCUCGGCAAGAAGUGAUUUCCUACUAUUCCCAAUACAAUUUAGAUGAACGGAUGAGAAGUCAUAUGGCACUGGACUGGCUCAUGAAAGAGCAAGAAAUUCCGGGCAUUAUAUCACAAGAGCUACAAGUGGCACUUAGAGAGCUCGAAGAAGCAAGGAAAGCCGGACAAGAGUUGCGGUUUUACAAAGAAAAAAAAGAAAUCCUUGGCCUGGCACUGAGUCAGCUGUAUAGCGAUUCUGCAACUACCUCUUCAAAUGAUGAUCACAUGAGCCUAGCCCUCAGUGGCUAUCGUUAGCCUACAUUUGAGAGAUGGCAUUAUUGUAUGGCUGCAUCUUGGCUAUUCAGAUCAAUAGGAAGUAACUGUUUACCUUACUUAGUGUACUGUAUAAUGUACUAAAUUGAAAAUCUCAGAUUUCUUCCUUGAUGAGAAGAAAGUAUCCCAAGUACAAAAGAACUCCUUGUAUAUCAAACUAAAGUUCCCAGGAACUAAGGAAAGGACGUAGGCUUCAGUUUAUCCUGCUUUCAUCAGAUGGGCAAUGCCUAAAAGUGACAAUACGAUCUGAGAAUGGACCGAGGGACUUUUUGUAGUAGCUGUUUAAGUAAUAAUAACAUUUAGGCUUCUAAAUUCUUUAAGAAGAAGCACAGUUAGUUCAGCAUUGUUGAUCAGAGCUUUUGGUGUACUAAUUGAGUUUAUUCGUUGGGGAGACAUUUGAGAAAGAAGUAAUAUCCUUGCAAUAGGCAAAAAAACCAAAAUUGUGUAAAUUUACUAGUCUUUUUAAAUAGAGAACAAUAAAGUUUUCAUAUUAAAAAUAGUGACAUGCUCUCAAAAAACCAAUGAAAUAAUUUUAAAAUAUACUUAGUUGUAGCAAAUCUAUAUCAAUUACUUUUGACCUAAGAAAGAGUGGGGGGAACCUCAGGUAGUUGAAAGAAGCCAACUUUGGUCUAAUUUGCUAAAUAAAUUAGGGAAAUAACAUGUAAGCUUGUUGCCGCUGGAUAAAGAAUCAGAUGGCUGCAUUGAUUGCUAGACUAUUUUAUUUUCCUAUGCAAAUCAGAGAAAGAAGGCGAUAUCGUUGAACCACAAUUGAAAUAACUACACAUCUUAUUCAAAAUUCCCAUACAUAAACAGGUUCUGUAAAUACUUAGCAGGGUAAGACUGGCUGCUAUAUCAACAUAAUGUCAAAUCAAUGCUGGAAGAGUCAGAAUAAUACUGAAGUGUAUAGCUACCAGAUCUGGACUGCAGAAAUUCGAAUUCGGAUUCCUUAAAAUGGAUGCAUCUGUUUUCAGGAUUGCACAGAAGCCUCAAAAAAAGACAGAUUGCUCUGCAAGAAUAGCAGAGAGAAGCUGUUCUCAUGCAAACACUUUGGAGUCACUUCUCAGGUGUUCUCAGCUUUACUGACUGUCAUCACCACCACUACAACAAAAAAAAAAUCACAUGUAUUUUAGCUUUGAAAACAGUAAUUUAGAAUCAUUCAGCAUAUUUCCUGGAACCAUAUUUUCCAUCUAUCUACACAUGAAACAAUGUGAAUGUGUACAAUGUGUACAAUGAUAAUGUAACAAUUGAAUUUUAAUCUGCUUUUAAAAUUGCCUUCAAGCAAAAUUAUUCAGUGCUACUAGCAUUUCAUUCAUCAUGGAUUUCUGAUUUAGCAGUAAUCUUGGCUGAUUAGCUCUUCACUGUUUCUGUAUCACAAUACAUUGUUUAUCAAGCACAGUCCGGACAAUCUACUCUGAUUGUCAGAUGCAGCGUGGCUAUCCAUAACACAAAAGAGUCAUGUAUAUUAUUAUAUUAUUGUGAAUAACCUUAUAUUCACAACAUUGCCACAAAAUGAUAUAUAGUAGCAUAUCAAGUAAGUUGAGGGCUUUUUUUUUUAGUGUUCAUCUACAAUUGUCAUCCUUGUGCUACAGCAAAUUAUUUUAGUAUUAAAAUAAGAUGCGUUGUCUAUACAGAAUUACAAGAAUGUGCAAAUGAAGGAACCAUCAUAUUAAAAAUGGCUAUUGUGUAUUUCGUAUUCUGUUUGAUCAUCUUCGUAUGUAGAAUUUGGACAGUAAUUCUGUAAAAUAAAGUGUUCUGAAAAUAAAACAAAUGAAUGUUUGGCAUAUAUGGAAAACACAGAA
This is a messenger RNA of Ahaetulla prasina, 4357 nucleotides long. RefSeq names its product limb and CNS expressed 1 (gene LIX1). The transcript has 6 exons. The record is from RefSeq and is a predicted model, not a curated record. Bases 1695 to 2540 code for a protein of 281 amino acids. Gene Ontology annotation, cellular component: cytoplasm. NCBI's taxonomy places the organism in Eukaryota, Metazoa, Chordata, Lepidosauria, Squamata, Colubridae. Gene Ontology annotation, biological process: autophagosome maturation.